UUUUUUAAUUAUUUAAAACAAUUGUUUAAAGAAAUAAUGUCAAUUGAAACAGUUCCAACCGAUUUGCGCAACCUCCGUGCUUGUCUAGUCUGUUCACUUGUAAAAACUCUUCACCAAUUUGAAAUGGAUGGGUGUGAUAAUUGUGACAGAUUUUUGGGAAUAAAGGGAGAUAUUGAAAAAUGUGUUGAGUGUACAAGUGCCAAUUUUGAUGGAAUGAUUGCCGUUUGUGAUCAUAAUGAUUCGUGGGUUAGCAAGUGGCAGGUUAGAAAAAUUUUGUUUUAUCUAAAAUGUGGGUUUUACUUUUCUCCUAUAAGUCUGCUGUCCGCAAUUAUCUUGCGGAUUUUCUGCAAAUUUGCGGACUCCUGGAAAACGUGCAUUUUUUGAAAAUAUGCGGACCUUUGUAAAGCUUAUGGGCUUUUUAAAAAAUUUGCGAAUUUUUUAUCCUAAAAUUUUUUCAGAAAAUUAAUAAAAAGUGUCCGGGAGUGUACGCAAUUUCUGUAUCUGGUACCCUUCCAAAGAUAGUCGUUCAAGAAUUGAAGCAGCUUGGAAUUAAAUACAAAACUGGGCAACGAGAUAAGUCGAUUAAAUAA
This is a messenger RNA of Meloidogyne enterolobii, 590 nucleotides long. The record is from the annotation of a GenBank genome assembly. NCBI's taxonomy places the organism in Eukaryota, Metazoa, Nematoda, Chromadorea, Rhabditida, Meloidogynidae.